This is a messenger RNA of Aphis gossypii (cotton aphid), 357 nucleotides long. RefSeq lists its product as uncharacterized. The coding region runs from base 1 to 357 and encodes 118 amino acids. Lineage: Eukaryota; Metazoa; Arthropoda; Insecta; Hemiptera; Aphididae. The record is from RefSeq and is a predicted model, not a curated record. The transcript is spliced from 3 exons.
AUGGUGCUAAGUUGUUGUGUAUGUCGAAGUAAUGCUAAAAUUGAUCGGAAUUUGUCAUUUCAUUUGUUUCUUAAAGACAAAAAAAAGAAGGCUAAAUGGAUGGAAUUAUUAUGUUUGAAAGAAGUUAAGAUAUGGCAUAGGGUAUGUUCGUUACAUUUUAACAAAAAUAUCUACAGGGUAUGUGAUGACGAGUCACCAUAUAACUGUUUGUUGUCUGAGGCAGUACCACAAAAGUACAAUAUUGUUUCAGUUGGAUUUGCAGAGCUACAAGAUUCAAAUGAUGAGACUUCUACGUUAUCGGUAUCUUACACUGAAUGUACUGUAUCUUCAGCUGAAACACCUAAGUAUAAAAGGUAA